UCUGGGAAAUAAAGCGGCCUCCACAUGCAACGGCGACGUCGAAGAACCGGAAGUGUACAAUGUGAAAUUGCACACGAGCCUUGAAGCGGCACGAACCAAACAUAACCUAUUUUAAAGUCGCACUAACCUAACCUCAUUUUGCGUUUAGUUGUCAAUGUACAUACAGAAUUUGCGGAAUUCAAGGCGCAUUAGAGUUUUGCCAAAUAGCCGUCAGAGGAAAUGGCGCAGGCGGAGAUCAUUGAACUGAUGUCGGACGAGGACGAGGAGAGCGGGAAGAAAGGUAAUGCGUGCAAUAGUAAUUGCAUCAAUUUUAAAUGCCGCUCCGGAGUAAACAUGAACGUGGCACCUUCCUUCGCGUGCGCAUUCUACGGCGCUUCGCUGGGGAAGAAGAGGAAGAAACGCGUGAUAUGCGAAGAGUGCUUCAACGUUGCACUGCAACAUCAGAAGCUAUUGGUACAAGCCUUUGUGAAGAACACGUCGCUAUUAGAGUGUCCCUUUCCGGACCAUACAAUGGAAGUGGAGAUAUCCGACAGCGACGAUUCCGACGGCGAGAAGAAGGAGACCGAUAGUAACGAAUACAUACCGGAGGACGUACUUUUAGAUAUCAGCAAUAAGUUAGAGGACACGCUGUCACACGUCUACAAAAAGUACAACGUGGAGCAGCAAACGAAAAUCGCGUGCGAGAGCUUGAAGAAGAGGUGGCGGGACGUAAACGCGGCGAACGAGUCUCUCAAUACCGAGAUACGGGAUAUGAUGCGUACCGUGGACAAACUGCGGAACAGAUUGUACAACGACUUUCGGCCGCAGAUCAAAAUGCUCCAGGAAUUGCAGAUCAACGACGAGAUCACGGAGACCAGCCAUCCGCUUGUAGCAACGAAGAAAGUGACGCAAGUACGCGUGCCACCUUCAUUGCUGUUGCAAGACAGUCAGCUGGAGGUCUUGGCGAUUGAACCGUUGCGCACCAAGGAGACGAUAGUCCCCAAUUUGCCGCCGAAUGGUCCAGUCAUUAAGCGAGCUCCGGCGAUAGACGAUAUCGUUUAUAUCAUGAAAACUCCUGUUAUGCCGUGGAUCAAGGCAAAGGUACAAAGUAUAGUCGCGACAAGUCCGUCGUGGAUCAUUCGCGUGAAACUCGUCCAGAAGAAGUACAAUUCGGCGAUCAAGACCAUAUGCGGUAAACUGGUGGCAUUAACCGAAGUGAGUAAAGUUAUUAUCCCGGUUGGGACGCGGGUUGUGGCUAUAUUUCGCGAUGACGUUUCCAACAAUUACUACAGCGGGAUUAUUGCCGAGACACCGAAGUCUAUAAAUAAGUACAGAUAUCUGGUGUUUUUUGACGACGGUUACGCUCAGUACGUUGUCCACACCGACAUCUACCUGGUCUGGGAGACCUCGCUGCGCAUUUGGGAAGACAUUCCCAGCGAGUCGCGAGAGUUCGUCAAGAAGUACAUGGAAUCGUAUCCCGAGCGGCCGAUGGUGAAGUUGCAGCCGGGUCAAAUGGUCAAGACCGAGUGGAAGGGAAAGUGGUGGCUCGCGAAAGUCAUGCAGGUCGACGCGAGUUUAGUGCAAAUGCACUUUAACGCUGAUAAGAGAACCGAAUGGAUUUACCGCGGAUCGACGAGACUGGGUCCUCUGUACAUCGAGGCGCUCAGAGCAAUCGCGAGGCAGAAACCUCAGCAGCCCGGCAAUGCGCACAGCCGACAUCGUAUUCCCGUCCCGGCUAACAAAAAUAACUUGCCCUACGUCGAAUAUACAUCCAAUGUGGAGGAAGACGCGCAAAACGUGCCAGCGGAGAAAGCGGCAGUCGCCACGAGUGUGGCGUCUGGCACGCCGUCCGCCGCGCCGCAACAGUCGCGUGCAGUGGCUAAGAAAAGCACUGCCAGACGGCAGACUAAUGUAGAUACAACAUACAAUUCCACCGUGGAAACGAAACCGUCGCACAGCAUUGUCUUUUAUCAUAAGCAAGGCAAGUUUGAGCCGAAGAAGUACGUCGCACACAAGUGCGGGCCGAAGUGUAUCAAGAGCGUCAAGACUUUGCACGAGGAUCUCAAAGGGCUUUCUCCGCUCUCUAUUCCGCUGCUGUGCGGUUGGCACCGUCAGCUCUGCAAGUUCUCCAAGGGCAAGAAAGUUAUACUGUACCAGACACCGUGCGGCGUCAGAUUGCGAAAUAUAGAAGAGCUGCACCGUUAUCUCCGCACCACCAGCAGCACGUUGUCCGUCGAUCUGUUCGACUUCGACUAUUGGGUGCGCGCUUUCGCCGAUUUUGUCGUGGAGAAGUGUUUCAUUAACAUCAAGGAUCUCAGUUACGGCGUAGAAAAUGUGCCGAUAGCGUGCGUGAACGAUUUGGAUCACACGCAACCGGACACCAUAAAGUACACCACACGUCGGGAGCCAACGGAGGGUGUUCAUCUCAAUCUGGACCCCGCGUUCUUGUGCAGCUGCGACUGCGAGGACGAUUGUCAGGACAAAGAAAAAUGCCAAUGCUGGCAGAUGACGAUACAAGGGGCGACUCUGGGUGGAAAAGUGCCAAACACCGCUGUCGGUUAUGUUUACAAACGCUUGCCGGAACCGGUCACCACGGGGAUCUACGAGUGUAAUUCGGGCUGCAAGUGUUCCGUGAAAACGUGUCUCAAUAGAGUGGUGCAGCAUCCUCUCAGAUUGAAGCUGCAAGUAUUCAAAACAGGACCGCGCGGCUGGGGCAUAAGGUGCCUCAAUGAUGUUCCUCAUGGCGCUUUUAUCUGUAUUUAUGCAGGGAGAUUACUCACCGAACAGGGCGCAAACGAAGGGGGCAAAAAUUACGGCGACGAGUAUCUGGCCGAGUUAGAUUACGUGGAGGUGGUAGAGGGUUUCAAGGAGGGCUACGAAAGCGACGUUCUCGAACCGGAAUUGUCGGUGUCGUCAACGGAGGAUGACAGUAAGAAGAAAGCUAGCGACGAGGAAGAGGAUAACACGAAGGAAAGCACCAAUGACUCGGACGAAGAUUUCAAUAUUGAUAGCUAUGUGAAUUCCAAUAAAGAUUUGUUGGAAACAACCGCGGAAUCUUCGUCUAUUAGGAAGCGUCUAAGGAAACGAAAAAGACACGAAAGAGACAAUCCACCAAAUGCAUUCGAAGAAACCAGCGAAGACGGGAGUAUAACGAGAGGUUUGGAAAAUAUGGCAAAAUCGUUUUUGACUGAGACUCACGAUACGAUCAAUAUCAGCGACGACGAUGACAGUAGAAGUGACAUAAGAGAACCGAGUAGAUUUGAGCCUAGUGUAGAACCAAAGGAAAUAGAGGGACCAAAAUUGAAGUCCGUGAGAGAUUACUUCGGCGAAGACGAAGCCGUUUACAUUAUGGAUGCCAAAACUACUGGAAAUAUCGGCCGUUACUUGAACCACUCCUGCGAUCCAAACGUGUUUGUGCAAAAUGUGUUUGUCGAUACACACGACGUGCGUUUUCCCUGGGUGGCUUUCUUCGCGUUACAAUACAUAAAGGCCGGACAAGAGCUUACGUGGAAUUACAGUUACGAUGUGGGAAGUAUACCGGGUAAAGUGAUUGUUUGUAAAUGUGGUGCGGCUAAUUGUAGAGGCCGUCUUCUGUGAACUGUGCAUUUUGUGGUAAUAAAUUUGGCCCUUUUUAUAAAUGGAACUCAUUUUCUCUAGCAAAGUCGACAGUAAGUAUACGAUAUGCAGGUGCCAUGCUACAGUCGUCGCUUAUCUUUAUCGGAAAAAAGUUUGUGAGAGAAAUAAACAAGUGCA
Messenger RNA from Vollenhovia emeryi, 3732 nucleotides. It is a transcript of the gene egg, whose product is annotated as histone-lysine N-methyltransferase SETDB1. The transcript is spliced from 14 exons. Gene Ontology annotation, molecular function: histone H3K9 methyltransferase activity; zinc ion binding; DNA binding. Lineage: Eukaryota; Metazoa; Arthropoda; Insecta; Hymenoptera; Formicidae. The coding region runs from base 220 to 3576 and encodes 1118 amino acids. Gene Ontology annotation, cellular component: nucleus. The record is from RefSeq and is a predicted model, not a curated record. Gene Ontology annotation, biological process: heterochromatin organization; negative regulation of gene expression.